This is a messenger RNA of Dioszegia hungarica, 10029 nucleotides long. RefSeq lists its product as uncharacterized. Gene Ontology annotation, biological process: positive regulation of protein catabolic process; protein polyubiquitination; proteasome-mediated ubiquitin-dependent protein catabolic process. Bases 1 to 10029 code for a protein of 3342 amino acids. The record is from RefSeq and is a predicted model, not a curated record. The transcript is spliced from 12 exons. Gene Ontology annotation, molecular function: protein binding; ubiquitin-protein transferase activity. Lineage: Eukaryota; Fungi; Basidiomycota; Tremellomycetes; Tremellales; Bulleribasidiaceae.
AUGAAGGUCAAACCAUCUAGAAAGACAUACGCCAAACCCUCAGAAGAUGUCGUCAAGUACGUCGACGAAAUCGCAAAGGCGACAGACGAUCAGCUCGUCGGACUUUUGGCGAGCUUGGACGUCUGGCGCUUCGCUCGUGGCGACCUUCACGCCUGGAUACCUGCCCUCGACCGGUUCGAUACCACGCUAGAGGUCAUCGUGAAGAACUAUGAACUCGACAGACCUCAACUCAAUCCCUUCACCCCCCUGGAUCAACGGCUCCUGCUCGAAGUCCUUCGGGUCUACCGCCUCUUGCUGGAAAAUUGUACCAGCAGGAAAUUGUUCGCCUCCUACGAUCGAUGCUUUGACCUUCUCUGCACCACCGAUCUCGCCGUACUCCAAGCAACCCUCUUUGUCCUCCUCCGUCCUGCUCAGCAAUACCUCUCCGACACCCCAAUGGACGCAAGUCUAAAGAUCAGACUUCGCCACCGUCUACUAUCCCUCUCGCGCGGAUGGGACAAGCUCAAGACACACGGGUGGGACGUGGUGUCUCUGGCGUCCAAGGAGGACUUUGAGUCUCCCGGGGACCCUGUCACCAUUUCAUUCUACCCCAAGAACGCCGCUAGCUCUUCCAAGGGCGAUGCGUCGGUGACGAUGGACCUCUCGGGUCUGUCUCAGCAUAUGUAUGCGGACGAACUGGCGGAAAAAGCAAGGGAUAGCGGGAUGCCAGUGGAGGAGCACUUUUCGGCCUCUAUCGCGCUUCGGAUAUCGUUCAUGCAGGACCGGACGGAGAGGAGGGGGCUUCUCGCCGCUCGGCUCAUGGCCAUGGCUGCCUUUGUCUGCCUGACCCGAGAAGAAGCCGUCAACAAUACCCUCUGCCUAUACGAGCCGGACGUCGUUGCGGAAAUCAGCGAACUCCUCCUCCCCUCCCGCGAUGUCAGCGAUCCGGUCCGCUGCAGUGCCCUCCUCGCCCUUGACGGUUUCGCUCACCACAAGACCCGUCUCGUCGAGGUCCUCACCUCACUCAACAUCAGCGCAAACUACGGAGUCUUCAUCACCCUCCUUCGCUCCAUUGCCAAGAAUGAGCACUCGCUGGAUCUUGCUGACGCAAUGUUGGGGUUCCUCGGGUUCCUCAUCAGCAGUCCGGCGCACAAUGCCGUCCUCGUCGGUGCAGGGGGACUCACCACCCUCCUGGACUUCCUCAAUAUCGAGGAUGACAAGCGGGUCAACUAUAUUCCUCGGGUUUGCGGGAUCAUCGACAAUAUCGUCCUCACAAACCAGCAGGCGCUAUCCACCUUCACCGGGAUCGACGGUGUAAAUACCAUCGUUUCACGGAUCAAGGCGGAGAUUGAUCGGCCGAUCGAGAUGCCGGUCCAGAAACGGGUGCUGGUCUCGGAAGACUGCAUGGUCAGCUGGGUGAUGGCGCCGCUCAAGGCGCUGUUGCGCACGGUGCAGCGCCUGAUGCAGGCGUCAGGCGGGACGGACGGAUUGCGGAAUUUGGUGGACGGGGAUCUGCCCAAGGCAAUCAAGCGGAUCUUUGAGGAGCAUGCCAAGUACGGCCCGAGAGCCUACUCGAUCGCCAUCAACGUCAUGGCCACCUUCAUCAACAACGAGCCCACCUCAUUGAGCAUCCUCCAGGAGCUCAAACUCCCCCAGACUCUUUACGAGCAGCUCGAAAAAUCUAUUCCCACCUCCACCGACGUCCUCAAUUCGGUCCCCAACGCCAUCAGCGCCAUCUGCCUGAACGCAAGCGGUCUCACCCUUACAACGGAGCACUCGGGGAUCAUCGUCAAGCUCGUCAACUCGUGCGUCGCGCCGGCGGCCACCGAUCACGUCUCACAGCAGACCGGCGGAGCGCUAGAGGAAUUGGCACGGCAUCAGCCGCCUUUGCGGGAUGUGAUCGUCAAGGCGGCGCUGGACCUGCUCCUGGCGACCCUGAAGGAAGGACAGGACUUCCAGAUCCCAGAGGACAAGCAGCAUCUCUACAUGCUGGACAAACUCCCUAAGGAUGGCAAGAUCCCCAAAGAGGCGCCAUCCAACCCGGCUCUCGAGAAACUCAGCAAAGUCAUCCAAUUCUUUGAGGGAUUCCUCCGAAACGCGAUGAUCUGCAAGGAGCUCGUCAAUGAUAACAACAUCCUCGAGCUGUUUCUAUCGGUCUCGAGCCUCCCGUGUGUACCGACUCGGUGGGGAACGACCGAUGCGGCUCACCACCUAUCGCAUGUCUUCCGCAUCAUAGGCGAGCAUGAUCACCUCGCCCUCGCCGAGCAUGUCAUGGAUGGAGUCGACGCGGGGCUCAAGGCUUCAGAUCAGCUCUUUGCGCCGGAAUCCCACCAUAUAUGGAUGGCGUUCCACAAGGGCGAGGCGACACCGGAACAGCUGCAAUCCUUCAAGCAGCUCCGGUCGGCCGUCAUUCGCCUGACCUACCUCGGCGAGUCGUUCACAGGUCAAUCCUUCUCCCAUGCUCGUACCGCCACGUCCCUCGCCAAGAUCCUUCGCAAAGCGCCAACAUUCGUUCGGAAUCUCGGCUACCUGCACCGAGCGGCGGUCCGCGUCCACGCCAUCCUGCGUGAGGAUGGCCCGAUCAACGAGGUGGACUUGGUGGAAGCGGACAAGGAGAAUGGCAAGGAGAGCGGAGCCAAGUUUAUGGCGACACGGAUAUUUGCCGUUUCGGACAUGUUCUUCAGGGCCUCUAUUCGACUCCUCUUUGUCAAGCGCAACCCGGAUGGCAGUCAUGCCCAUGAAGCCCGGAAGCUCUCUGACCUCAUCGCGGAUGUCCUCGUUGCCGAUGUCGACGUACAAGACUACCAGCUGGUAGAGGGGAAGGAAACGGCGAUCCGGACUUUUGCUCUUGGCUCUGCGGUGUCUCUUCUGUUUGAUGAACGCGGAUACGAGGGCUACUUCAAUACCAUCCUCUUGGUCGCUUUCGUCAAGAAGGGCGGGCUGAAAGCAAUGGAGAAGCUCUGCCGGGACCUCCUGCAGGGCAUCACGACCGGUACGGAAACGCGGAACGGAAUCGACAGCAACCUCCUCGUCGUCACCAUUCUAUCCGGCUUUGUCAACCCCCGGUCCAUCAUCGAAUCGCCUCAAAGCGCAUCCCUCCAAGCUUCCACCCAUGUCCCGCUAUUCUCCCCCAGCGAGCUCCUCGUCCGUAUCCGGGCCAAGCUCUUCCCGGUCAUCCGCGAGGUAUGGAACGCAGAAUGGCUGCUUUCUGCCAAGCAGGAAACUGUCAAGCUCGCCAUCAAGGCGUUCUUAUCCGUCAUCGAAGCCAAGGCGGAGACGGACAUGGCCGCGCCAGUACCCCUCCAAGUACCAGCGGCGGCUAUACCCGUCCCUCGCGUCCGCCCCGCCGCAACUCCCGCUCUCGUCGACCAGCUCGUCGACAUGGGCUUCGGUCGAGGUGCUGCUGUCUCUGCCUUGAUGCGUGCGCACAACAAUAUCGCAGCAGCUGCGGAGCUCAUCCUCAGCGCUCCGCACAUCUACGCCGAUAUGCCCGAGCCUGCUGCACCGGCCGCAGCUGCCGCGCCCGCCGCUGCGGAUGCCGCUCCUGCUCAACCAGAGGCUGAGGGGUCGGCCGCCCAGUCUCCAGCUGCCGAGGUGGACGACCCGAUGGGAGCCGCCCCAGCGGCCAAAGACGACGUCGCUGCUCUCAGAGCCACACUGGACUCGGAGAGGCAGGCGAGUAAGGAGGGAAUCGCGAUGCGGGGAAUGAGCAUCAUGGAUCACUCGGAAGACCUGAUCUUCCAACUGCUCCCCGCCUUCCCCGCCGGCCAGGACGGAGUCCGCUUUGUUCUGGACCGACUGGAAGAGGUCUCGAAGGACGACGAAAGCUCUAAAGCACUCUCUGCUCGGCUUCGACUCGGCGUCAUCACUCUCAACACCUUCAGCGCGGAGGUCACUCCUCAGCUCCAAAGCCGAGCUCAGGACGCCAUGGGCUCGAUCAAAAUCAACUCCGGUUCAGCCCGCCCAGCCUGGACGGCCGGCUAUCUCCUCUUUGGCGAGACCCUACUUCGGCUUUCGUCCACCAUCAAGGAGGCCAAGCUCGGCGGAGACGGUACGGCGGCGAUUGUCUCGGAGAAUGACUUUGUCGAGCUCCGGGAGACCCUCUUCACGCUCAGCAUUUCGCUGGUCGAGGACCCGGAGAGCUCUCGUCCAGACUUGCUGGCCGCUAUGCGCAUGCUCGUAAUCCUCUCCAGGAAGGACGCCGGUAUCAUCCAGAAACUCCCGGUCAUCCUCGCUGCUUUUGCCAAGCCGUCGGCCCGGCUGCGGGACUGCCACCCGCUCCUCGCCCUCAUCAUACGGCACGCCUUUGAGGACACCGCUACGCUCACGGCUGUCAUUCGUCGGGAGAUCCAAGCGUGGACCUCGCCAGCCCGAAACAAGGUCACGGACAUCACCCACUUUGUUCGACAGCUUCGGCAAUCAGCCUUCCGGGCACCAGACAUCUUUGCCAGCUUGGUCGAGGCGGAGUGUACCCUUGUAGAUCCCACUCCCCUUACGUCGGUCUACCAUAUCCGGAGCAAAAACGCCGAUAAGCCUGCCGAGGCUUCCGACCCGUUCAAAGACAAGCCGACCAACGAGUCGGGUAAGGCGGUCUUUGAGACCUUGCUUUCCGAGCUCAACAAGGCGGUCGCUAUCGUCCGGGCCGGGGAGGGAGAGCAAAAGGACAAGGAGAGUACGCUCAACUAUGUCGGCCUCCUCGUUUCCCUCAUCACCGAGGUGCUGGGGUCGUACGUCCCAGCCAAGCAAUCCUUUUUGACUGUCCUUCGAUCGACCGGCGAAAAGUCCAAAGGGAUCAGCGGACUCCUCGCGGACCUCGUCGGCGACAUCUCGCUCAAGGACACUGGGGAUGCCGUACGCACGCCGGAGUCCGAGACGCGCGUAACCCUCUCCCGGUGGGGCUCGUCUAUGGUCAUCGCACUCUGCUCGGACAUUGCCACUACCCACGACAUCAAGGAUCUUCCGGAAGAUCUCAUCUCGGUCCGCAAGCAGGUUCUCGAUGCCAUCUCCAAGGCUAUCAAGGAGAGCGGCAGCAUCGCCGACCUUGACGCUCGGUACGGUCGACUCCACGCUCUCGGUGAGCUCACCUACCGACUGCUCGUGUCCCGCCCGGCGGUCGCAGCCAAGCAGGACGAGUCCGGCACACACAUCGCCAAGACCAUGAUUGAGAAGAACUUUGUCGGGACUCUCACUACCGCUGCGGGCGAGGUGGAUCUCAACUUCCCAGAAGUCAAGGGAGUCCUUGGCUCGCUCCUCAAGGCACUGGAGUACCUGUCCAAGAUGUCCAUCAAGUGGAGCAAGUCGGAUAAGCGCAAGGUGGAGCAGCGGAAUGAAGAGGGCACAGAUACCGAGUCUGAAGAGUCUGGUAUGGACUAUGAUGAGGAGGAAGAAGAGGCGCCGGAUCUUUACCGCAAUUCUGCGCUUGGAAGACUGAACGGUGGCGUGGAAGAGGAAGAGGACGGGGACGACGAUGAGGAGGACGAAGAUAUGUAUGGGGACGAAGGGAUGGACGACAUGGACGAUGGUACUGGGAGCCAACCCUUGACGGACGAAGAUGACGAUGAUGAGGACGAAGAUAUGGGCGAGGGGGAGGAUGACUGGUCUGACGAAGACGAAGAAGAUGAGCUCGAAUCGAUGGGCGGAGACGCGCCUAUCUUUGAGGCGGGCGCCAUCAUGGCUGGAGGCGAUCCGGAGAAUCCCGACGACCAGUGGGACGUCGACGAUCAAGCCGAUAACGAGGACUUGCUCACCGAUGAGGAGGGCGAGGGGCCAUUCCCGGAAGAUGAAAUGUAUGACGAAGAAGGCGAGGAGAUUAUGGAUGACGAGGAGGGGUAUGACGACUUUGAUCUCAUGGACAAUUACCCCGAAGAGGCGGACGUCUGGGGGGACGCCCCGCCAGAGCCGAUGGGACCUUGGGGCUGGGAACAGCCUGGAGCAGCCCGAGGUGGCUCUCGACCAGGUCGCAGCGAGGAGGACGUUAUGUCUGCCUUGUACGGCGGUCCGCCUCGGCCAGCGCCUUCGGCUGCGAUCGCGGCUCAUCCGCUCGUCGCACCACCUGCAGCACCCGCUGCGUCUCGGCGUCUUCCGCGCGGUCUCGGCGGCGCUAUCGGUCUCGAUGCGUUGCUCCGGCACAUCCAAAGCAGCGGAGCAACGGAGGCCAUGGCAGCUAUCGACUCAAUCACCAACCAGCACCGCUACUCCGGCGGCGAGCCGGUCCGGAUCGACCUCACCCAGGAACCAGACGGGGCUAUCAACCUUCGGAUCGGUCCUCGGAAUUACCGCGUACCAGCUGCUGGUGCGCCACGCGUCGAGACGGAAGUUUCGUCCGAGUUUAUCCCCCGGCCUACCACCCAAAGGUGGCAGGAAGAAUACUCCAUCAUCCCCGGCCGAGAUCUGUCAGCUAGUCUAGUGAUUCACCUCAUCAACCGUAUGAUGCCCGAGGCGAGGCGUAUCGCGGCGGAAGAAGCGGCAAAGCAGGAGAAGGAGAACGAGGAGGCCGAAAAGGUCCGGCAAGCGGAGGAGAAGGAGCGAUUGGAGAAGGCGACCAGGGAAGAAGCUGAGGCGGAGGCGAAGCGACAAGCCGAGGCGAAGAAGUUGGCGGAAGAUUUGGCUGCGGCCGCGGCGGUUGCUCUCCCACAGUCUCGUCCUGCGACUGUGCCCCCCCUUCUGUCGGACGAUAUCGAGAUGGGGUCAGCCGAGGCUGGUCCGUCAGGCUCGACCGCAGAGGUGGCCGCACCCGCCGCUCCCGUUGCUUCCUCUGAAGCGGGACCAUCAUCAGCUGCCGGACCGUCCGAUGCGAUGGUUAUUGACGGCGAAGCACCUGCGGCGGAAGCAGCGCCCGCGGAGAGCCUGGCUCGAACCGUCAUCCAGGUCCACGGCCGGGACAUCGACAUCACGGACACCGGUAUCGAUCUCGAGUUCCUCCAAGCUCUUCCGGAUGACAUGCGCGCCGAAGUCAUCGACCAGCACAUGCGGGAGCAAGCUCGGCACCAACGCCCCGCUGCAAGUGCUGCUGCGCCCAACGCCCCCGCUGCGUCCUCGCAGAUCAAUCACGAGUUCCUGCAGGCUCUCCCGCCUAGUAUCCGGGCGGAGGUGCUCAUGCAAGAAGCGGUCGAGAAUGCUCGGCGGAAUCGUCCUGCUCCCGCUGCUGCCCCAGCUGCAGCGCCGGCGGCAGCUGCCAAUCCGCCCCCGAUCCCCGAUCUUUUGGGCAUGGCCGGCUUCGAUGCCGGGCUGCUUGCCGGCUUUGACGAGCUGCUCAUGCAGGGAUUGGCUGGCUUGCCAGCUGGUCUCGGCGGACCGCGUCUAGGCGGCCAUCGACCGCCAGCCAUUGGCCGUCUUGGCGGGCCGGCGCAAGGCGUGCCGGAUGAUGCACCGGUACCUUCCAAACGGCCUCAUCGGGAAUCACUCCAACUACUCGACAAGAACGGGAUCGCCGCGCUCGUCCGGCUCCUCUUCUUCCCCGAAGCUUUCCGCAAGGCGAAUCUCUUCCGCAUUCUCGUCAAUCUCUGCGAGAACUCGACCACCCGGGCGGACCUGCUCAACCUUCUCAUCUCGGUGGUUCAGGAUGGGUCGGGCGACCUCCCUGCUGUAGAUCGGAGCUUCCAGCAAAUGUCGCUUCGCGGUGUCGCCACGCCCAAGAUGACGCCCAAGGUCAAGGCACCGGAGACCCCCGGCCCCAUUGCGCUCCCCAUCUUUGCGCAUCUUCAACCGGAAAAUAUCCCCACCUUCAUCGCGCAACGGUGCUUCGAGGCGUUGACGUACAUUGUCAGCGCGAACCAGCAGGCCGUGACCUACUUCCUCACGGAGCAUGAGCAGGCGAUCGGACUGCGCAAAGCCCCGUCCAGGAAAGGCAAGGGCAAGGAGAAGCUCCUUCCGCAGACCAAAUACCCGAUCGUCAUCCUGUUGGGUCUGCUUGACCGGCCGGUCUUGCUCAAGACCAACACGAUGAUGGAGUACAUUACUCAGCUAUUGUCGGCCAUCACGCGGCCGUUGACGGCGCUCAAGCAGGACAAGAAGGAAGAGGAGAAGGCGGAGGAAGUAAUGGAGACGGACGCGCCAGCGGCUGCCUCUGCAACGGUCGCUACACCCGCUGCAGCCGCGCCCGAGACACCCGCUGUCGCUGCUGCUGUCCCAGCUCCUGACACUGCCGGUCCAUCCACCGCCCCCGUCGUCGCUUCGCCCACCACCCUCACAAAACCCCCUAUUAUUCCCGCCAACAUACUCCGGCUCGUCGUCAACUGCAUGACCACCGGGGAAUGCUCGAGCCGGACUUUCGGGCACAGCCUGAUGCUCAUGCAGAACCUCUGCUACGUACCGGACGGCAAGGAGAUCAUCGUCCAGGAGAUCCGCGCCAAGUGCAAGGAGCUCGGCCAGCAUAUCCAGGCUGGCUUGCUAGACCUCGCAGCGGAGCUCGAGACGGCCUCGGAAACCGGCAAGACCGAUAUGGUCAGCAAAUUUUCGGCGGCGUCAUCCCACCAGGCCCAACUCCUUCGUCUGCUCAAAACGGUAGACUUUUUGCACACGCACAAGGCGGCCGACGUUGACGUGGCGGCCGAGACGUUGUCGGAGAAUGAGCAAAAGGUGGCGGAUAUCUUUGCGUCGUUCCAGUUUGAGGGGAUGUGGGAGCGGUUGGGGACGUGUCUCAAGGUGGUCGAAAAGACGGAGAGCACCGGGUCGGUCGCGGUCGUCUUGUUGCCGCUCAUUGAGGCGUUGAUGGUCAUCUGCAAAUACCGACCCAAACGCGCCGGCCGAUCACCGUCCGUCCCACUCCCAGGGACUAUCGAGCCCAAUGACCUCUUUGUGGCAUUCACCACGGCCCAUCGGAAAGUCCUCAAUGCGAUCGUCCGGAACCACCCAUCCCUCCUCUCCGGCUCAUUCUCGCUCCUCGUCCGCAACUCGCGAGUCCUCGAAUUUGACAACAAGCGGAAUUGGUUCUUCCAAAAGCUCAAGCGGAAGAAGGACCACCACGCUGGAAGUGCCCUACACCUCAACAUCCGGAGGCAAUAUGUCUUUGAAGACAGUUUCCACGCGCUACAGAGGCGGACAGGGGAUGAGAUCAAGUAUGGGAAACUCAACAUCAAGUUUUACCAUGAGGACGGUGUGGAUGCGGGUGGUGUGACGAGGGAAUGGUACUCUGUGCUCGCGAGGCAGAUCUUUGAUCCCAACUUUGCCCUCUUUGAGCCUUGUGCUGCGGACGCGCAGACCUACCAACCCAACAAGGCCUCGGCGGUCAACGGCGAACAUCUCGCCUACUUCAAAUUCGUCGGCCGAGUCAUCGGUAAAUCCAUCUACGACGGCCGUCUCCUCGACGCCUACUUUAGCCGAGCAUUCUACAAGCAGAUCCUCGGCCGGGACGUCGAUAUCCGCGACCUGGAGUCUAUCGACCCAGAGUACCACAAAUCCCUCACGUGGAUGCUGGAGAAUGAUAUCACGGGCGUCAUCGAGUCGGAGUUUACGAUUGAGGAUGACCAGUUUGGGGAGAAGAAGAUUGUCGAGUUGAAGGAAGGGGGAGCCAAGAUUCCGGUCACGGAGGAGAACAAGGCGGAGUACGUCAGGCUGCAGGUGUCGUACCGCCUUGACAACUCUAUCAAGGAGCAAAACAAGGCGUUCCUCGAAGGCUUCUACGAUGUGAUCCCUCGACACCUUAUCGAGAUCUUCGAGCCGGACCAGCUCGAGCUACUCAUUUCGGGUAUCACCACGGUGGACGUCGACGAGCUCAAGAAUGCCACGCAGAUGAGCGGAUGGAAAUCGACCGAUCCGGAGAUCGCUUGGUUCUGGCGCGCACUACGGUCAUUCUCGCAAGAAGAACGCUCGCGCUUCUUGAUGUUUGUCACGUCGUCCUCGCGGGUUCCGCUCGGAGGGUUCACGCAGCUCCAGGGGGCGUCGGGGAUCCAGCCAUUCCAGAUUCAAAAGCUUUACGCCAAGGAUGGAAGUCUACCCCAAGCGAGUACAUGCUUCAACCUCCUCCUUUUGCCGAAAUACGAGUCGUAUGAGCAUCUCAAGGAUAGGUUGAUGUUUGCCGUGACGGAGACGGGCGGGUUCGGGAAGGCGUAG